This is a messenger RNA of Manihot esculenta (cassava), 1567 nucleotides long. Its product is annotated as probable xyloglucan endotransglucosylase/hydrolase protein 28. Lineage: Eukaryota; Viridiplantae; Streptophyta; Magnoliopsida; Malpighiales; Euphorbiaceae. The transcript is spliced from 4 exons. The record is from RefSeq and is a predicted model, not a curated record. Gene Ontology annotation, cellular component: apoplast; cell wall. Gene Ontology annotation, biological process: xyloglucan metabolic process; cell wall biogenesis. The coding region runs from base 240 to 1238 and encodes 332 amino acids. Gene Ontology annotation, molecular function: xyloglucan:xyloglucosyl transferase activity; hydrolase activity, hydrolyzing O-glycosyl compounds.
CUCUCACUCUCCAAUAAAAUGACCUCCCUGUUCUCUUUCUUCUCUCAUUAGUCUUUUGGCUCUCUGUUUCUAUCUCCAUAGCUGUAGAGAUAUUCCUCCACACGCUGCUUCAUCUUCUUCAUCUUCACUCUUCUCUUCUCGUCUCUUUACAUAUCAGACAAUAAACAGAGAGACUCCAUAUAUUUCAGCCAAGCCUUGAAGAAAAAAAAUACAUAAUAUACACACCAAUUAACACAAAAAUGGUGGUCUCUCAUCUUCCCACUUGCUUUCUCCUGAUUUUGUCUCUUUCUGCUGUUUUUGUUUCUGGGUCUCGAAGAACUUUACCUAUUAUACCAUUUGAUGAAGGAUAUACCCAGCUUUUUGGGGAUAAUAAUCUGGUUAUUCACAAAGAUGGCAACAAAGUCCAUUUAUCGCUAGAUGAAAGAACAGGGUCUGGAUUCGUUUCUCAAGAUUUAUACUUACAUGGCUAUUUCAGUGCUUCUAUCAAGUUGCCGGCGGAUUAUACUGCUGGAGUUGUGGUUGCUUUUUAUAUGUCAAAUGGUGAUACUUAUGUGAAGAACCAUGAUGAGAUUGACUUUGAGUUCUUGGGCAACAUAAGGGGCAAAGACUGGAGGAUACAGACAAAUAUUUAUGGCAAUGGAAGCACCAGCAUUGGCAGAGAAGAAAGAUACAGUCUCUGGUUUGAUCCUGCUGAGGAUUUCCAUCAAUACAGCAUUCUCUGGACUGAUUCCCAGAUCAUAUUUUAUGUGGACAAUGUCCCCAUCAGGGAGGUGAAAAGAACAGUAUCUAUGGGGGGUGAUUUCCCUUCCAAGCCCAUGUCUUUGUAUGCCACUAUAUGGGAUGGAUCUGACUGGGCUACCAAUGGAGGCAAAUAUAGAGUAAAUUAUAAAUAUGCACCUUAUGUCACAGAAUUCCGCGACUUUGUGCUACAUGGAUGUGCUGUUGAUCCAGUCGAACAGAUAUCGAGAUGCGAUAUUGCAGAGAGUUCACAAGCAAUCCCCACUGGUGUCUCCACCUCGCAAAGAAUUAAAAUGAACAGUUUUAGGACAAAGUACAUGACAUAUUCCUAUUGCUAUGAUCAAGCUCGAUACAAGGUUCCUCCAUCCGAGUGUGUGAUCAAUCCCCAAGAAGCUGCACGGCUCAAAUCAUUCGAUCCUGUUACAUUUGGUGGAAGCCGGCGUCACCGUGGGAAACACCAUCGCCGGAGCAGAUCAAGCCAAUCCGAGGCCUCCAUUUAAGCAAAGGUUCCAACUCUUGCAUCCUUGCAUAAUGUUGGGAAUCAUUAUUAUGUUGGUAUAAAUUAUGCUUUGGUUUAAGCUGGGAAUCACUUUAUUUUUUGUGAAUAGAGAGAAAGAUGAUAGAUUUUAUUGAGGGGAUGGUAGGGAGAUUCAUUAUAUGGUUGAUGAUGGGGUUGCUAUGUAUGUGUAUAGUUUCAUACGUUUCGUUUUCCAGUUGUUUUAUUUCUUGUCAUUGAUGCUGCUGUCUCUUUGGCUUUACAAAUUGAAUUUGGUGAUGAUUUUAUGAACUCUUGAGACACCCUUGUGGUUUCAAUAAAUAAAUGUUAGCA